Owenia fusiformis is the source of this 3903-nucleotide messenger RNA. NCBI's taxonomy places the organism in Eukaryota, Metazoa, Annelida, Polychaeta, Sabellida, Oweniidae. The record is from the annotation of a GenBank genome assembly.
CAGGUUUUGCCAUCGGAAGAAAUGUAACUACUGUAUAGUACAGGCCGGGAAUUUAAUUUUAUGACAGGAACUAAUGGUUUGUUAGGUAUUGAAUGCCCCCAAGCCUCGUGAAACACAAUGUAUAAUUGACCUAAACAACUACAUGAUACUAGUAAAGAAAGGCUUCUGUGUUAAAAAACUGAUUUUGUCGGAGGAUAUCUAGAAUCAUGCGGGAAAAACGGAGUAGCAAAUCUCGGGAUAUGCGGAAGGAUAUACUAAGAACUGAAAAGAAAAUACGGCGCAAAAAGGAACAAGAACGUUUGGAUAUGAAAUCGCGGCAACCUAAAAUGACUUAUCCUCAAAUGAUGCCAAAUAUGGCGUUUAAUAACAUCCCACCAAUUGUUCAAAAUAAAAACGAACCUCAGACUAAAGGUUCCUCGGAUAUGAAAUUAAAUUGGAAGCAGAUUACGUUUAUAGUUGUCUGCGUUGCCAUACUUAUUAUCUGCAUAGUAGGUGUCGCUGGAUACAUGGGAGUAAAGGAAAUGCAGUUUUCACAACUGCAAGGGGCUUUGUUUAGAGAGGUAAAGCAACCGGACGAAACGCCUCCUCCCAAAAAACCGAAACCAAAAUUGAGAAAAACAACAACAACGACGCCGAUACCGGAUAACGAAGAUUGGUUGAUAGUUAAUGAGACGGCAGAUGAAGAACGAGAAAGGAAAGGCGGUAUACAACCAACCGGUGAUUUUACCGAGAUUGCCUUGCGAUUACGCCAAAUGCGAUUUAAUCCCGCAUUUCGCAAUCCAGAAUCAAGAGGUUUCAAACAGCUCUCAAACAAUUUCUGCAGUAAGAUUGGAGAUGUAUACGCAUCCGCGGGUAUUGGCCAGGAUAUCAGAAAAUGCUGGGUGAUCACCUUACAAGAGGGGAGUGUUAUUGUUACAUUUGGUCUUGAAUUCAAUCGUCAGAUCCACUUCAAACAGCUGAUGGUUCCACUGAAACAGGCAGCAGCACGUAAAGGUGGAGUACUAAACAAGCUGAAGGUUUUCCCCAAUGAAAUCAUAAUACUGAGUCUGUAUGACGACCCUGAUAUAGCACCACCCACCAUCGCUACACAACCAACUACUACUACAACAGAGAUGCCGACGGAGAGCACAACGGAGAUGACAACGGUCCCCAAUACAACAACAAUUCCUCCCACUACAACACCUGAGCCAACUACAACAACAACCAGACCACCUGAUCCACCACUCCCUCUAUUGGGCCAGGGGCUUCGACUCACUGCUCAGAAGAAUCUCAGUCGCUCUGGGGCACCUCUAAGUCCUAUUCCGGACACUGAUUCAAGUUUUUGUGAAGAUCUUAUGGAUGGCUUGUAUACGAAUCCGAGCAACUGCAGUAAGUUUGUGGUAUGUAGAGGUGGAAAUGGGACUAUCCUAUCAUGUCCUGAUGAUGCCAAGAACUUCAAUCCACUCACUGGCGAAUGUGAUAAAGAAGAGUGCAUACCAAGCAGAAAGGCUUAUAGAAAAAUAUACUACGACUGUUUGAAGACUUUGGAGAGAAUCUAUCCUUUCAAGGAAAUGUGUGAACUUUACGUACAAUGCUACAAUAGGAGGGCAAUCCUAUUGAAAUGCCCGGAUGGACAAAGGUACGACAGAACUGAUUCAAAAUGUAAAUGGGCAGAAUAUGCGUUCUGCGGAAAAGCAGGGGAAAAGAAAAAAGAGAGCGGGUUGUGCAAAGGUGUGGAUGACGGCUUCUACCCACACGAGAGCGACUGCAACCAAUACUUCCAGUGCUCACUGGGGAACAGGUACAACUUCACCUGCGAUGAUGCUGAGGAUGGCGGUGACAUGGUAUUCGACCCUGUCGCCAAAGGUUGUAGAUUACGAAGAGAAGUCCCUGCUUGCUUUGAGGAGAAAGACAGAGCAUCAUUUUGUGAUGACAAACCAAACGGAUUUUAUGAACACAGGCGAUGUGAUUCAAUGAUCAGAUGUUAUAAGAAUGAACGCUUUGACGUGGAGUGUCCAGAAGACAUGGUAUACAACCCACUCAUACGCAAAUGCGAUAGUUUGAAAAACUAUGAGUGUAUCGGUGAUCAACCUGGCAAGCACAUCAACCCAUGCACGGGGAUUGAAAAGAAAUUCCUACCAAAACCUGGAAGUUGUAAAAAAUUCAUAAGAUGUCGCGCUGGUAUCGCUUCCACCCUAACCUGUGUUUUUCCAAUGAUAUUCUUACCAGGCAGGGCGCGGUGUGGCCCAGCCUCAGAGUACGACUGUCCUCACGACCCGAACGCCUUCCAUGCGGACGAGUACUGCGCUGGUCUUCCGGAUGGCUUGUACAAACAUCCGCUGGAUUGUAAUAAAUUCGUAAGAUGCCAUAAGGGCUCAACGAACCGGGCCUUGUUUUGUCCAAAUGGUGAGUACCAUUUCGACGCAGAUUUAGGACGUUGCAUUAUAACAGAGGAGUUUGAGUGUAAUCUCGAAGAUACUGAAGUUGAAGAGAGUCCAGUAAAGAAAUUCUGCGAGGAUAAACCGAAUGGUCUUUAUGUUCACCCAGAGAGUUGUCACAGAAUCAUACGAUGUGCUGCUGGCAACACAGGAAUCAUGUUCUGCCCAUCGCAUAAGCUCGUCUUCAAUCCAGGAAAGAAAAAGUGCGUUCCAAAAGGAAAGUACAAUUGUACGAUUGAUUCAGGGGCAGAUGCCUCAGAGGAGGCAUUUCUAAUUGCAAAGGGAUAAUAAUUUAUUAUGUAGAUGAACCAUCGUAAUUUAAGAGACAUCAACCCUUCGAAAGAUGUGAGACGUGUAAUAUUAUGAAGGGACUUUGAAAAACAGGACAAUAUUUUGCGAAUGUAAUUACUCAUAAGACUCAGAUUCAAUGUAAAGGAUUUAAUCAACCAUCUAGUAAAUCUAGGUGAAUAACCAAAGGAUUCGAAGGGGCCAACUGUUGACCUUGUUAGCAUCGAAACAUUGAAAUUGCCUUAAUUUUUUAUUGCCUUUAUCAACAAUGUUCAUGUUUUUAACACUACCUCAAUGUGAUUUUGUAAGACUUAUUCAAUAAUUUGCUUUGCCAAAUUAUUAUUCAAAACCGUAACUAUUUUAAUUGAUUGACGACUUUGAUGCUUAAGCAGUUGAUUUGAUAAGCCCAUCGUUAUAUUUGUAAUUAUGUAUAUCAUCAUAUUUAUAUAUCAUGUAAAUAGUGCGUUGCAAAAUUGUAAAGACAAACUGGACAAAAUAAAAUAUUAGAUAAAAGAGGAUGAAUUUUUUUGUCAAAAUACAGGUAGCAGGGUGCAUCUCAAAACAUUGUUUUUGAGGUGUUACCGAGUGGAAAUGUUCAUUAUAUUACUGGCAUCAUUUAGAAUAAUUUACACUUGUCUUAUUAUCUAGGGAAUAUCUAAAUACAAGUAUAUCGGGUGUCCCAAAGAAGGGAAUUGCUUUUUGACAAGUAUUUUCUCACCAAUUGAUGCAUCAAAUUUAUUGAAAAUUCUCAUAAAGUAGCCGUAUGGUAACAUUAGCAAAUUGAAAAAAUACAAAAGAGAUCAAUUACAUAUCAUACCAAAGUAAUGACAAAUUCAAAAAUUUAUGUAAACGAAUCCAAGUCAUUUUUGAACAUUCUUUGAACGAUCUGGAUUUUUCUCGCUUGUUUUUUUAAAAGGACAAUUAAUUUUUGAAUAAAAUCUGAUCAAAGUUUACAUUAUAUGAAAACUUGAUAAAACUGAAUGUGACCAUACUAUAAUAAUAAGUCAAAAUGGUGCUUACUUUCCACGAGGCCUCCAACGAUAUUAAGAGAUGCCAUAAUAAGACAAAUUAAACAUGCGAGUUUUUGCAUUUUCACCCUAAACUUAUAUUCAUUUAUUGAUGAACAACUCGAUUUAGAAUACAUGUACUAGUAGUCUAAUUUGUACAUGAGAGAUUGCAUGUUCUAAACAUCCUCUCU